UCUCCGCGCACCAACAAUUUCUUCUAAGUGAAUAGCUCAUAAUAAAUUCUUUUACCUAUUUCUUUUUAUUCUAUUCUUUACUCUUCAAAGAAUAAAAUUUCCAAUGCAAGCAUCUACUGACAAGUCUGGUGUCUGUGCUGUUUGUAAAAGUCCUGCUGAUCUAAGAUGUACAGGAUGUAAGGAAGAAUUUUACUGCAACUCAACACACCAAAAGGAUGAUUGGUCUAGACAUAAGUUAUCAUGUCGUCCAUGGAAAAUUGAAGAAAAUGAGGAACUUGGCAAGCAUCUCAUAGCAACUAGAAAUCUUGAGGCAGGUGAUUUGAUCAUUACAGAAGCUCCAAUUAUCUGGGGGCCAGCUCUACACUCUGACAAACGUGUUUGCGUUGGAUGUGGAAAUCAAAAUGUUGCUGUCAGGUGUCCAGGAUGUUCUUGGUAUGCAUGCAAAGUAUCUUGCGAUGGUUUAGUGGAUGCUAAUCGACAUGCCAUUGAGUGUAAAAUUCUAGCUAAAGUUCGUAUCAUUCCUAGAUGUGAUAUUCUAUUACCUUUACGUAUGAUUUUAUUAAAAAAACGUUACCCUAGUCGAUGGGAAGCACUUUCUUCUCUUGAAAGUCAUGAAGACAAACGUGGACCGGGUACUGAAACUUAUGAAGAGACUCAAGAUAUUAUUCAACAACUUCAACCUAUUCUAGAAGCUUUCUCCAUGUCUCCAGACGUUCUUAAUAAAAUCUGCGGCCUGAUUGAUGUUAAUGCGUUGGAGACUAACCCUCCUGAAGGCUCUGCUGCUAUUUAUCAAAACGCUUGUCUCCUGGAACAUUCAUGUCUUGCUAAUACUCGUCAUAAUUUCGUACUUGACAACAAAAGUAGACCAAAAAUUAUUAUAAGAGCAGCACGACCAAUAAAAAAAGGAGAACACUUAAGUACCACGUAUACUCAUGUUCUCUGGACAACUCGAGCUCGUCGGGAGCAUCUUUUGGCUACUAAAUAUUUCUCUUGUCGUUGUAAACGUUGUCAAGAUCCUACGGAACUAAAUAGUCAUCUUGGAACUGUAAGAUGUCCUUGUGGUCCUGGUUUAAUUCUCCCAAAGGAUCCUCUCGACCUGGAUACCAAGUGGUCUUGUAAUUCAUGUCCUGGAGUACUAACGUCCGAUGAAGUUCUUCAACUAGUUGACAGAUUGGGUGAAGAAGUCGAAAAUGCAAUGUCAACUGCCAAAGAAUCAGUUCUCAGUGACUUACAUUCAAAACUGUCAGUACUUUUGCAUCCAGGACACCAACAUUGCAUUGCCGUCGCUCACUCACUUAUUCAACUACAGUCCCCUGACAACAUGAAAAAGCGUGAAUUGUGCGAGCGAAUCUUACAAACAACAUCAGUCCUAGAUCCUUAUGGCGCUCGACUUGCCUUAUAUACUGCAGUUGCUUUAAGAGAGUUUGCUUCAUGCCCUGGGGAAGAGAGAAAGCUUCAUUUAGAACGUGCGAUUGAUUUACUCAAACACGAACCUCAUCAAAGUCCUGGAGAUCAACUUAAAAGGCUUAUACAAGCUGAAUUAUAAUAAUAAAGUCAUGAAAUUUAUUAAAAAUUUAUUACAAAUAUUGUUGUAUUUAUGUUCAUCUUUAGCUAUUAAUUUUGUAGAUUUUAAUUGCAGAGAUGGCAUAUUAAUGAUAAAGAAUUGUAAGGACCUUGAAUAAUUUUUAACUUGCAUUCAAGUUUUAUUUAUUUUUUAUGUACUUUAACUGCUUCAUACAUAACUUAUUGAAAUAGUUUAAUUAAUCGAAUUAUUUAUUAUUAAAAUUUUAAAGAUUUUUCAAUUAAAAUUGAUUAAAAGCUUACAAAGAUGAAAUUAGUAAAGAUUUAUUGGAUGAGCUUACAAUAAAAAUUAGGGACUAUAAGGACCUCGAGGUACUUUGAUACUUGCAGAAAAGCUUCCCUCUUUUACUUCCUUAGACUCUUGACUCACUGGCAUUGAUUUAUUUCGUGCACAACAGAGAGAAUAAAUCCACGAAACCAACGACAGAGCUUCAUUCAAAAAUGCAUAUAAAAACGGAUGAACUGUUGCGUUUAAAAGUGAUAAAGACGUCAAAACAACUUGUAAAUGCCACCAAAAGUUACCAGACAAUGUGAUGUGUAAUUUAACUAGUAGAUAUAUCCACUGUGGUAAUCUACAAAAGCUAAAAAUACCAAUUAGCAUUAAAAUUACUUUCACAGUUCGACGUUUCCGAAUUAUAUGAAUUGGAGUUGGUGUUUUUUUCAUCCAAGUCACAGAUUUGAUUGUUGUAUUUGUAGAAGCUGCAAAGGAUAAUAAAUAAAAAUUAAUAAUUAAAAAAAAAA
Messenger RNA from Chelonus insularis, 2322 nucleotides. It is a transcript of the gene SmydA-5, whose product is annotated as SET domain-containing protein SmydA-8-like. The record is from RefSeq and is a predicted model, not a curated record. Bases 104 to 1546 code for a protein of 480 amino acids. NCBI's taxonomy places the organism in Eukaryota, Metazoa, Arthropoda, Insecta, Hymenoptera, Braconidae. Gene Ontology annotation, molecular function: protein binding. The transcript has 4 exons.